CUGAAGCUGUCAAAUCGCUCGGGCGUGUCAACUGCUUACAAUUGCAGUAAUUAUUUUUUAUAAUAAAAAUAGCCGGUUUUAUCAAUAAAUUAGAUUCAAAUAAAAUUGAAAUCUAUUCAAACAGGCACAAUGGAUGACCAGGGAAGAAAAGUAAUCGUCUGCGACAACGGCACCGGUUUCGUGAAAUGUGGCUACGCAGGGAGUAACUUCCCUGCCUUCAUAUUCCCGUCCAUGGUUGGCAGGCCAAUCAUUCGGGCAGAGAAUAAAAUUGGUGAUAUUGAUGUCAAGGAUAUAUGUAUUGGAGAUCUGAUGGUGGGAGAUGAGGCGUCUCAACUCAGAUCAAUGUUGGAAGUUAGCUAUCCCAUGGAGAACGGAGUGGUGCGCAACUGGGAGGACAUGUGCCACGUGUGGGACUACACGUUCGGACCGAGCAAGAUGAAUGUGGAGCCGAGCGAAACAAAAAUCCUUUUAACUGAGCCGCCGAUGAAUCCGACCAAGAAUCGGGAGAAAAUGAUCGAGGUUAUGUUCGAGAAGUACGGGUUCGACAGCGCCUACAUCGCGAUACAAGCCGUGCUAACCCUGUACGCUCAAGGGUUGAUCUCGGGUGUGGUGGUCGACUCAGGCGACGGUGUGACCCACAUCUGUCCAGUUUAUGAAGAGUUCGCGUUGCCUCACUUGACGAGAAGGCUGGAUAUCGCCGGCAGAGACAUCACCAGGUACCUGAUCAAGUUGCUAUUACUUCGCGGCUACGCCUUCAACCACUCGGCCGACUUCGAAACAGUACGCAUGAUGAAGGAAAAGCUUUGCUACAUUGGAUACAACAUUGAACAAGAGCAGAAACUCGCGUGGGAAACCACCGUGCUUGUUGAACCUUAUGUUUUGCCCGACGGGCGAGUGAUAAAAGUUGGCGGGGAGCGGUUCGAGGCGCCCGAGGCUCUGUUCCAGCCGCACCUCAUCAACGUGGAGGGCCAGGGCAUAGCCGAGUUGGUGUUCAACACUAUUCAGGCGGCGGACAUAGACAUGCGCAAUGAGCUGUACAAGCACAUAGUGCUGUCGGGGGGCUCCACCAUGUACCCGGGGCUGCCGUCGCGGCUCGAGCGCGAGCUCACGCAGCUCUACCUCGAGCGCGUCUGCCGCAACGACUCCGACAAACUGGCCAAAUUCAAGAUCCGCAUAGAGGACCCGCCGCGGCGCAAGGACAUGGUGUUCAUCGGCGGCGCCGUGCUGGCCGAGGUCUGCAAGAACAGGGACAACUUCUGGCUCUCCAGGAAGGAGUACCAGGAACAGGGGCUGUCCUGCCUAAGGAAAUUAGGUCCGAGAUCGAGUUAAGUAAAAAAUGUCUGUAUAGAACUGAAAAUAUAUUUACUUUUAAGAGCGAAUUCAAUGACUGUAUAAGACAUUUUUUUUAUAAAUUCCUAUUUAUAAGUUGUAAAUGUGUACCAAUAAAUAAUAGAAUCUUUUUAAUAGACAUGUUUCCAUACUUAAUUAUUAUUAAAUGAAUAAAACGGUAUUAUUUCUAUGCAAUUGGUCGAGUCGCUGUUUGUAUGAUAAUUGUGAUGCGAGCGAAUGGUAAAUAAAUAUAUCCUGAUUCA
Plodia interpunctella (Indianmeal moth) is the source of this 1592-nucleotide messenger RNA. RefSeq names its product Actin-related protein 2 (gene Arp2). Gene Ontology annotation, cellular component: actin cortical patch; Arp2/3 protein complex. The record is from RefSeq and is a predicted model, not a curated record. Gene Ontology annotation, biological process: Arp2/3 complex-mediated actin nucleation. Lineage: Eukaryota; Metazoa; Arthropoda; Insecta; Lepidoptera; Pyralidae. Gene Ontology annotation, molecular function: actin filament binding. The coding region runs from base 130 to 1329 and encodes 399 amino acids. The transcript has 12 exons.